Arabidopsis arenosa is the source of this 1176-nucleotide messenger RNA. The record is from the annotation of a GenBank genome assembly. NCBI's taxonomy places the organism in Eukaryota, Viridiplantae, Streptophyta, Magnoliopsida, Brassicales, Brassicaceae.
AUUCAAUUCUCUCUUCCUCUCUCUAUCCUUAAAAACCCUAACUUUCCUCAUCUCAUCCCCAAAGUCUCAACCUUUCUUCUCUCAUGGAGAUCUGUACUUACUUCAAAUCACAACCCACUUGGCUCCUCAUUCUCUUCGUUCUCGGGUCAAUCUCAAUCUUCAAAUUCAUCUUCACUCUCCUCAGAUCUUUCUACAUCUACUUCCUCCGACCAGCCAAAAACCUCCGUCGUUACGGUUCAUGGGCAAUCAUAACCGGACCAACAGACGGAAUCGGUAAAGCUUUCGCCUUUCAAUUAGCCCAGAAAGGACUUAACCUUAUACUCGUUGCUCGUAAUCCAGACAAGCUUAAAGAUGUCUCUGAAUCCAUCAGAGCUAAGUAUAGUCAAACUCAGAUCUUGACUGUUGUGAUGGAUUUCUCUGGAGAUAUUGAUGAUGGUGUGAAACGGAUUAAGGAGACUAUUGAGGGUUUAGAUGUUGGGAUUUUGAUUAAUAAUGCUGGCUUGUCGUAUCCUUAUGCUAAGUAUUUUCAUGAGGUUGAUGAAGAGUUGCUUAAUAACUUGAUUAAGAUCAAUGUUGAAGGAACUACUAAAGUUACUCAAGCUGUGUUGCCUAAUAUGCUUCAGAGGAAGAGAGGUGCUAUUAUUAAUAUGGGUUCUGGUGCUGCUGCUCUUAUUCCUUCGUAUCCUUUUUACUCUGUUUAUGCUGGUGUUAAAAUGUACGUGGAUCAGUUCACCAAGUGUCUACAUGCUGAGUACAAGAAGAGUGGGAUUGAUGUUCAAUGCCAGGUUCCCAUGUAUGUUGCGACAAAGAUGACAAAAAUAAGAAGAGCAUCCUUCUUAGUCCCGUCACCAGAGGGUUACGCAAAGGCAGCGCUUCGUUUUGUAGGCUAUGAAGCACAAUGCACACCGUACUGGACUCACGCUCUCAUGGCUGCAGUUGUCUCUGCAUUGCCCGAAAGCGUUUUUGAAUCAAUUCACAUUAAGAUGAGCCUCCAGGUCCGGAAGAAGGGUCUCCAAAGAGACUCCAUGAAAAAAGAAUGAAUCUUUGACCUGUUUAAGUUACUGCAAAUAUUUCUUAUUCUGAAGUUGUUGGUUUCUUGAAAGCUUCUGUUCUGAAUCUUUGUACGCUUUAGUUUUCCAAGUUUCCUUAUUGUAAGAUUAAAAACCCUAACGUACA